AGAGGUCGGAGUUGAGUUCGCUUACCCAUCCUUGUGCGGCUCCGCUCUUCACUGCGGUCACUUCCAAAACCCUAGAAAUUAUUCCAAGGUAGAGAAGAGAAAUCCGUCUGUUUUAUAUCUUCCUUUAUUAACUGGGCCGGAAUGCUAUGUAGAGAGCCCAUUUAGCUGGGCUCAUUAAGCAGCCCUUGAACGUCCCAGUCCCAGAGCAAGAGAUGCGGUGGUUGGGUUGUUUGGUUACCGUCAAUCUCCACGGGUCCCUUUGUUUUUCUUUUCUUCCUUCCUGCACUCGGUGUCGGAGUUCAGACUUCAGACGAAUUCCUAAGUGCCCAAAUAACUGCCAUUCCCCUACGGGCAAUUCCCUUCUCCUAGCUCUUAAUUCUUGCAAUUUCCCCUUCUUCUAUUUCUAGCUCCACCGUCGGUUCGGUUCACACGGAAUCGCUCUCCGGAGCUCGGCCUGAAGAAUGAAGCAGUUGCACAAACAAGCCAGCGUGAACUACCGUCGGGACGAGGAGAUGCCGGCCACUCAGUACUCACCCAAGACACUCAAACACCCUAGAUCCCUUCCCAGAUCCAUCAACUACCUCUUCCGCGAGCAGCGCCUCCUCUUCGUCCUCGUCGGGGUUCUGAUCGGCUCUACUUUCUUCAUCCUCCAGCCCUCUCUCUCCCGCGUCGGCCCUUCCGAGGCCCGCCCUGCCGUCACCAGUUCCUUGUCCGGCUCUUCUUCUGUUGUUCAGUCCUACAACCGCGGAUCUUCGGGCAUAUUCCAGAGGAGGACGGUUUCCGGUCGGGUGCCUGCGGAUCUCGGCCGCCGGAGGUUGAGGAUUGUGGUGACCGGGGGAGCUGGAUUCGUCGGCAGCCAUCUCGUGGAUAAGUUGAUUACCCGCGGCGACGAGGUAAUUGUGAUUGACAAUUUCUUCACGGGGAGGAAGGAUAAUUUGGUUCAUCUGUUUGGGAACCCGAGGUUCGAGCUCAUUCGUCACGACGUUGUGGAGCCUAUACUGUUGGAGGUAGAUCAGAUCUAUCACUUGGCUUGCCCUGCAUCUCCGGUUCAUUACAAGUACAAUCCCGUCAAGACAAUCAAGACAAAUGUCAUGGGGACGCUGAAUAUGUUGGGUUUGGCCAAGAGGGUAGGUGCCAGAUUUCUGCUGACAAGUACCAGUGAGGUCUAUGGAGACCCGCUUGAGCAUCCACAAAAGGAGACCUAUUGGGGAAAUGUUAAUCCAAUUGGUGAGAGGAGCUGUUAUGAUGAGGGAAAACGAACAGCAGAAACAUUGACCAUGGAUUACCACCGAGGUGCUGGUGUUGAGGUGCGUAUUGCUCGCAUUUUUAACACCUAUGGACCUCGCAUGUGUUUGGAUGAUGGACGUGUUGUCAGCAAUUUUGUGGCUCAGGCCAUCCGCAAACAACCUAUGACUGUGUAUGGUGAUGGGAAGCAAACAAGGAGCUUCCAAUAUGUUUCUGACUUGGUGGAGGGAUUGGUAGCACUGAUGGAAGGUGUGCAUGUUGGUCCAUUCAAUCUUGGGAAUCCAGGAGAGUUCACCAUGCUUGAGCUUGCUGAGGUGGUGAAAGCAGUAAUUGAUCCAAGUGCAACAAUAGAGUUCAGGCCAAACACUGCAGAUGAUCCGCACAAGAGGAAACCGGACAUUGCAAGAGCAAAAGAACUGCUGAACUGGGAGCCUAAAAUCUCACUGAAAGAUGGGUUGCCACUCAUGGUGAGCGACUUCAGGAAUCGCAUUCUGAACGAGGACGAAGGGAAAGGGCUUUAAGGAAGUCAUAACCGUGGCAGGCACCGGAAACUAUUAUGUACAGUGUUAAAGAAAGAAGGGCAAGGCUGUAGCUUGAUUUAAUCCAGUCUCGUCAUCCACAGUUGCUCUCUCUUUAUCCCUCUGGCCUUAAUUAUGGGUGAAUCCAGAUAGCAAGUUUAUCUGGAAACCACAUCGUUUCUCGUUUCCAGGUUAAUCUUCCUCUAUUCUUUGAUUCUUUGUUGUUCUUUCUUCGUUUAUAUUGCUUGCUUGCUUGCAGUAUGGAACCGAACUGGAGACUUCAGGUUUGUUGCGAGUGCCAAGAAGGCUCCUGUUUUUUGUUAGGUUUGUUGAGCGGAGAGUUGAUUUUGUUUGUUGCCAUGGUAAUUUUGAGAUGUACAAGUACACCAGAAAGAGCUUGCUUUAUGUUUCCGAAUCAGAUUAAUAUAAUUUCUGUCGCGCUCUAUUGGUGCCAAGUUCCUGACGCUAUAGCGUGUACUAUGUUUCCGAAUCAGA
Molecule: messenger RNA, 2258 nt
Organism: Linum tenue
Lineage: Eukaryota; Viridiplantae; Streptophyta; Magnoliopsida; Malpighiales; Linaceae
Source: the annotation of a GenBank genome assembly